UCGUGUGUCCUUUCUUUCCGGGUUCCUUUCAGCCAUGGAGUUUCUUUUUCCCAAAUCCAUCUUCCUCCCCAGUUUUCCAACUUCCAGCCGAGCAGGAGAUUGGCGUUCUUCUUCUUAUUAGUGGGAUUGAGACCGUUGUUUGAAACAACAAUUUCCGUCACGGAUGCGACGGGGAAAAUGUUGAAGCGGCAGAAAUUGUUCUGCUUUUCAGGUUUAGAUUUAGGGCUUAAUUUGCUUCUUCGCCAUUGAAGGUGCUGGAGGGGUGCGAAUGUUUUCUGCCACCAUAACGAGGAAGACGGUGGGCUUAAGCUGAAAAUGCUGAAUGGUUAGGAUUGGGGGUAAGAAUGUACGGACAGGAUAUACUAUAAUAAAACGGCGUAGUUUUGAUUAAUGAAUUGUCUCUUGUCAUCAGAUGAAGUGGACUGAUAGGGUAAGGACCAUCAAGAGGGGGCAGCACCAAGAGCAAAUUAGGCACCCCUCCUUCUUGGCUUUGUUGCUUCGAAAGCACGCAUUUCUACCUCUAUAUACAAUCAGUAAAGUAGGGCUGAACACUACGUUGUCUUCUUCACUCCUUUAUGACCUUACUGUACACUCCAUGGCCCAAGAUUCUUUCUCCGAUCUUCUCUACGAAUUGUUCUUCUUGUCUUCUUUCUUCUCUUUUGUUGCCACUGAACUUCUCUGCGUUGAAUACCCAUCUUUCUCUGCUCUGUUUUUCCAACAUGAACAUGAUCAACAUGUCCCAUUGACUGAUGAUCAUUGUCAUCCACGCUCGCAGUUUCGGAAGUUCAUCAUCCGGCAUGAAAACCUUCCCUCGUCACCGUCACCGUCACCGUCACCAUCACCAUCGUCAUCGUCAUCGUCAUCGUCAUCGUCAUCGUCAUCAUCUUCUUCUUCUUGGCCUAAUCAAGUAACAGAACAUGUGAGAUCUUCUAACAGAACAGUUGAAUCCUUGCAAGUCAUAUGUGAAAUCUGCGCAGAAAUUAAACGAACAACCCAGAUGAUCAGGAGCCCAACAUGCCACCAUUCGUUCUGCUCUGAUUGUGUAACAAAACAUGUGGCCACAAAAAUCCAAGACAGCAUAACAGCAGUUUCGUGUCCUGGUUUGGAUUGUAAGAGUGUUUUUGAGAUGGAAGCUUGUCGGCCAUGGCUUCCCAAGGACUUGCUUGAAAGGUGGGAUCAGGCUCUGUGUGAAGCUCUGUUUCUGCAACUCCCAACAAUUUAUUGCCCCUUUAAGGAUUGUUCAGUUAUGUUGCUGGUUGAGAAUGAGGAAGAUCAACAAGCUGCAAGGGAAACAGAGUGCCCUGUUUGCCACAGAUUGUUCUGUCCAAGAUGUAAUGUACCAUGGCAUCAUGGAGUCGAUUGUGAGGAAUACCAGAAACUGAAUGAGAAUGAGAGAGGAAGUGAAGAUUUGCUUGUGAGACAGCUUGCUAAAGAGAAGAAAUGGAGGAGAUGUCCUAAGUGUAAGUUCUAUGUGGAGAAGACAACUGGAUGCUUGCAUAUCACUUGCAGGUGCAAAUAUCAGUUUUGUUAUGCAUGUGGAGAAGAAUGGACAACUCAUCGAGCCUGCCAAGGAAAUUAGAUUAUUUAAUGCCAAGGUUUGAUGAAGAGCAUAUAAUCAUCAGUUAUCGCUCUGUAAUUUUUGAUAUGUUUGUUUGUGUAGAAGACUUGACAUUAACUUGUCCAGAUUGAGGUUGAUCUCGGCAAGAAAAUUUCACAAGCGCGAUCUUGUAAUAAAUAUUUAGACCGUGCCUGGAUAGAAGGAUUUUAAUUUGAAUUUUAGAUUUAAAAUCUCAUAUUUAAAAUACAUAUCAUUUAUUUGGGUAGUAUAAAAAACACUUAUAAGAAUGAGUUGUCCUACUUACAAGACUUGUUCACAUGUUUGGAUAACAUUGAAAGAGGAUGGUUAAGAUUUGAAAUAAUUAGGGUAGAUUAGGUGUUUAAAAUUUUAAAGGAAUUGUAAAAAAAUUUUGCUGGGAUUUAUAUAAAAUCCAAAUGCAUACAAUUUUAUGUAUCUAAAAAGUAGAUUUGGUCAAAAUUCAAAUCUCAUUGAUCCAAACAUAAGAUAAGGACAUAAGGUAUUAUUUAUUGAUGGAUGAUAGUUUCUGUUUUCACUGCUUUUCUUUGUAGCCUAGGGGGCUUUCUAAAACGUGCAUUGAAAUGUCUGUUCAAACACAAGAUCAUAUCAGUUUUGAAAUUACUUGACAAUUAAAAUUCAUGUGUAACCAAUAAAGGUUAGUUCCAUUAGCAAGGAUUUGACUUAUAAUUUAAAAAUUUGUGCAUGUAAAUCCCACUGUUAAUGUGAUGAUCUUGUUGGUAUAUGGUGUGAGAAUAUCUUUGUAAAUACUUUUUGAGUCUAGGGGCAUACCCUUGUCUUCACAA
This is a messenger RNA of Prosopis cineraria, 2379 nucleotides long. RefSeq names its product E3 ubiquitin-protein ligase RSL1-like. Gene Ontology annotation, biological process: positive regulation of proteasomal ubiquitin-dependent protein catabolic process; protein polyubiquitination; ubiquitin-dependent protein catabolic process. Gene Ontology annotation, molecular function: zinc ion binding; ubiquitin protein ligase activity; ubiquitin conjugating enzyme binding. Bases 413 to 1579 code for a protein of 388 amino acids. NCBI's taxonomy places the organism in Eukaryota, Viridiplantae, Streptophyta, Magnoliopsida, Fabales, Fabaceae. The record is from RefSeq and is a predicted model, not a curated record. The transcript is spliced from 3 exons. Gene Ontology annotation, cellular component: cytoplasm; ubiquitin ligase complex.